UGUGUGUUGUGUGUGUGUGUGAGUGUGUGUAGAUCCAUUGACAUUUGACACCACCACCGGGAAUCAAGUUAGCCAGGUGUAAUAAAAUAAAUAAAAUUAAAAAAAUUAUCAAUAAUUAUAUGACAUUAUUAAACAAUACUCUGUUGACUACAUGUCAUUGAUAAAAUAUUAGUAGUAUAUCUUAAUUAUAAAGCUACUACUCUGCCAAUAUUAUUAUCUUCAAGUCUUCAUCAAUCUGCGCGUGUCGUAAAAUUAAUAAAUAUAAUAACAACAUCACAAACAAUAAUAAAAUGUCAAAAAUAAAUAUUCCAAUGUACUUAGACUAAUUAAAAAACCAAAAAGUUAAUUAUUUAAUUUAUUAAAUGACAAAUAAAUUGAAUUAAAAAUUAACAAUUAAGUAAGUGAUAUAAAAAUAGAAUGAAAUGAAAAGAUUAUUAAAAUGAGUGGACAAUCAAAUGUAGUUAUUGUUAGGCCAGAGGCACGAUUUGAUGCAAAAUGGCUAAAAACAGAUUUACAAAAUUUUUUAAGACGUGAUCGUCUUGCUGAAUUAUGGAAUGGUAUGGUACGUGAUGGAGAAAUUGUUGGUAGUUUUUUUGAUGGUUUAUUUAAUUCAGCUGGUAUUAUAUCAAAAAAAAGUCAAAAUGGACAUUAUUACUGUCAUCAUUUAGCACUAACAUGUCUCUGUUGCGAUGGAAUAUGUGGUCCAUCAAGUGGUUGUAAUUGUUUACCAUGUCAAAAGUUAGAUGAAGAAGAAGCAACGAGAAUGUCACUUGCUGAUAAAUCACAAUUGAUACCAGCACAAACAAUAAUUGAUCGUUGGCUGUGGGAAGAUAAACCAUCAAUUAAAGAUUGGAAUGAUUGUAUGGAUUCAUUAAUAAAAGAACAAGCAAUAUUAUCAAAUCAAGUUGCUAAUAGUACAUUGUCAUCAACAAGACUACGACAAAGAUUAGUUAUUGCUAGAAGAUAUUUCACUGCCUUAUCUAGACAAAAAAUACAUGACAACAAUAAAAAAAAAACAACUAUUAAUACAACUAAAUCAGCAACUGUUGUUAAUUCAAUUUCAACAUCAUCUAAAGCACAAGCAUCAUCAUCAACAUCACCCCCAUCAUCAGCAUCAUCAUCAUCAUUAACAAAUAAAACAUCUAAAAUAACUAAAACAAAUAAUGAAGCAGCUGUUGGUCUUGCUAAAGUUGGUACACGUGCUGCCCUUAAUUUUUCAUUUGCUUAUUUACGUCGUGCCUGGCGAUCAGGUGAAGAUAUUGAAUUUUGCAGUGAAAUAUUAACUGAAUCAUUAGAAACAUUACAAUCACUACCAGAAGCAACAUUAUUUGAAGAAAAUAGUGUAUCACAAGUAUGGCUUGAAGUCGUUGAUAAAUCAACAAAAUUUUUACGUCAAAUUGUAACGGGUGAUUUAUCAAGUAAUAUAUCAUGGUGCCAAGUGCCAGUAUCUGAUCAACAUACUGCACUUUGUUUAUUACUUGAGCUUGUUAUUCAACGUGGUACAUUAUCAAGUUUUCUUGAUUCAGUUAUUUUAUUAUUUCAAAUUAAUGAAAGAAAUAAUAAAAAUCAAGAUAAUCGUGUUAUACCAUCUGGCUCAUCAGCACCAUUAGUACCAUUAUUAAAAAGACUAAAUUCAAUACCAUCAUUAAAAAUUAAAAAAUGUGAUAGACAAAUAAUACCUGGUCCAUGUGAAGUAUUACUUAAAUAUUUAAAUUUACCAGAUGAUGAUAUUAUUGCUGUUGAUUUACGUAAAGCAGCAAUUAUUAUAAUGUGUAAUUUAAGUCGUUUAUCAACACCAUAUUUACCACCAAUACAAACUCAUUCAAGUUAUUUUAAAAAUCAACAACAAAGUCAAACAUAUCAAGAGGUAUUUGCCUGGGGUGGUGUUAAAUUUGGCAAUGGUACAUCACCAUUUUAUUGUGAUGCAAUAAGUGAUUUAGGUGUUAAACAAUUGUGUUGUACUGAACGUGCAUUAAUGAUUCUAACACAAAGUGGUCAAGUAUACAUGAUGCAUUAUGGAUCAGAGACACAAUAUCCACAAAAAAUUGAUACAUUUGAGCAUUAUACUGUAAAAAUGAUUGCAUCACAUGCAGAUGGUAAACAUUAUAUGGCAUUGACUGAAGAAGAUAUAACAUUUUCAUGGGGUAAUGGUGAUGGUGGUAGACUUGGCCAUGGUGAUACUGUUUCAUAUGAUCAACCAAAAAUAAUUGAAGCAUUAAAUAAAAAAUCUGUUGUAUUUAUUGCAUGUGGUAGUACAUAUUCAGCGUGUUUAACUGCAUCUGGUGAAUUGUAUACAUGGGGAAGAGGUAUUUAUGGUAGACUUGGACAUGGUAAUUGUGAUGACACAUUGGUGCCAACACUUGUUGUUGAAUUGAAGGGCUAUGUUGUUGUUCAUGUUGCUUGUGGAUCUGGUGAUUCACAAACAUUAUGUGUAACAGCACGGGGAAUUGUAUUUUCAUGGGGUGAUGGUGAUUAUGGAAAAUUAGGAAGAGGUGGAUCUGAUGGUUCUAAAGUACCUAAAAUGAUUGAAGAAUUGCUGGAUAUUAAUGUCGUUAAGGUUUAUUGUGGUGGUCAAUUUUCAGCUGCAUUAACUGCUGAUGGUGAAGUUUAUACUUGGGGAAAAGGAAGUACUUAUCGUCUUGGUCAUGGUGAUGAAGAACACACGAGAUAUCCAAAGUUAGUUGAGGCACUUAAAGAUAAAAAAAUUAAAGAAUUAUCAGUUGGCAGUGUUUUGGUACUUGCUUUAACUGAAGAUCAGCAAGUUUAUGGUUGGGGUCGUAAUGAUUAUGGUCAAAUUGAUCCAGCACUUGGUUUUACUGUGCCAAAACCAUCACUGUGUGUUGCAUUAACUAAUAAAAAUGUAAUUGGUCUUGUUUGUGGACCAACACAAAGUUUUGCAUGGUCAUUGUCAACUUGGUCUGUUGCAUCUCGAGUGCCAUUUGUCGUUGAUAUUUGUGAAGAAACUUUUAAAUUACUUGAUGUACUUCUUACAAAAUCAUGUGAAGGUCUACCAAGUACUCGACCACCAACACAAGAUCGUGAAUGUCUUGCUGUUGCUACACUUAAUCUUCUUCGACUACAAUUACAUGCUAUUAUUUCACAAAAAAUUGAUCCAAAAACUGUUGGAUUAUCAGCAACUUGUGGUAUUCCAAGUCUACUUGAUUCACUUAAAAAUCAGUGUGUUAGUUUAGCAAGUGGAGCUGGUAUUUUAGCAACAAUUCAAGAAGCCGCACAAGCUGUAUUACAAACUGGCUGGAGUGUAUUAUUACCAACAGCAAAUGAAAGAGCUAAAACAUUAUCAGAAUUUUUACCAAAUUCAAAAUUAAAAAUUGAUGAAACAACUGAUAAUAAUAAUCAUCAAUCUUAUUACAAUAAAGGUCAACAAUUUAUGGCUGAUUUAUUGGUAUCAAGUUUAAUGGCUGAUGGUGGUCUUGAGCAUGCAUUAAAAGCAGCAAUUGACAUUGAAAUUAUUGAUAUAUCAGAUGAAAAAGAAACAGCAGUUUUACCAAAAACAAAACAAGUCAAAGAAUUGAAUUCAGAAAAACAACAACAACAUAAUAUAACAAUAUCAUUACUACAACUAGUCAAACAAUUAAUUAAAAAUGGUUCUUGUAUAACACAAUCAAAACUUGAACAAUUACGACAUGACAAUGAUGAUUUAAUUGAUGAUAAAAAUGAUGAUAAUAAAUCUGAUACAUAUAAUUCACCAAGUAUUAAUUUGUUGCUACGAUGGCAACGAUUAUUAAUAGCUCAAAUGUAUAAAUCAACAAAUGACAAAAAUGAUAGUGAAUUAAUUGGUGUUGAAUCAUUGUUUAAAAAAUAUAUAACACAAAUAUGUGAUCAUGUUAAUGAAACACUUAGAAUUGCUUGUGAUAUAUCUAGUAUAAGUGUCAAGCAUUUUGUCAUGGUAACGACAAUUUUAAAAAAUGAUAUAAUUAAUAAUUUAUUUCCUGAACUUGUUGUAUGCCUGGUAUUAUUGCAAAUUGAUAUUCCAAUUUUAUUGGACAAUAUUAAUUGGAUGGAUACACUUGCACCAGUUCUAGAUGUACUUGAUAAAUUUAAUCGUUUUGCACCGACAAUUGAAAAAAAUGAUGCUGAUGAUUUAUCAUGGCCUGGUAUAAUUGCACCACAACAAUCAACAAAUAUUAAUUUAUCAGGACAAUGUAAUUCAGCAACAAUUGUAAAUAGUUGUUGUACAAAACAAAUUGUACAAAAUGAAGAGCCAAUAUUAAUACGUUGGGCUGAUUUAGAAAAUCAUAAUCGUGAUGGUGGUUUAUGGGUUGUUAUUAAUAAUCGUGUUUAUGAUGUACAAGAUUAUUGUCAUGAAGGUUCUUGUAAUCUUGAAAUGUUUCAUCGUUAUACACUUGGUCGAGAUAUAUCUUGUAAUUUAAGUAAAAAUAAUUUAUCAUCAACAAAUUCACAGAUAAAUACAGCUGCAAUGGAAUCAUGUUUUGUUGGUUAUUAUUGUCAAUCAGAACCAGAUAAUUCAAUACAAUUUACAAUACCAAUAAUUGAUAUAUGUCUUUCGCUACUUGAUACUGAAAGAGCAUUAAGUUUUAGUCUUGGUUUUCAUGCUAGAAGAAUGCGUCAAAGUAUGCCAUUAUUACCAGCUGAAGAAGAAGCACGUAAAUGGCUUGAUAGUCAAUUUCUUCAAGGUGGUCUACAAAUAUUACAACCACCAAAUCCAUAUGAAGAAGAAAAAUGUGAAGCAAGAAGUAACAAUUCAACACCAGCAAAUUCACCAACUGAUUCAGAUAUUUAUUCACCGCUAAUGCCAACAACAAAAGAUUCACAAUCGAAAAAAUUUAUUGCUGAUAAAUCAACAACAUUUAUUCAAGCAUUAGCUGAGUAUCAUAAAACAAAUACACAUGUACAAACAUUUUUAUCAAUUAUUGAUAAAUAUAGUAAAUUAAAUAAUCUAUUGUCACAUGUUGAUUUUAGUGGUGAUCAUCCAAUUGGAGAAGUAAGUAGAUUAUUAAUGGCUGUUAUUAUAAAACAUCUUAAUAUUGGUGAACAAAUAAUUGGAUUAAUUGAUCAUGGAUUACCAGAAGAUGAUGCUAAAUGGUUUGUUGAUAUUAUUAAAUUAAUUCAUCAAACAAAAUGGAAUUUAAUUAGAACACGUCAACAACAAAAUAAAAGUUACAAAGAAAUUUGUGCUCCUGUUUUAGAAAAAUGUCAUUUUUUAUUGUACGAAGUUAGACCAGCUACGAGUAAUGAAACAAAAGGUUUUCAAAAAUUAAAAUUAUUAUAUACAGUACCAAGAUUUAAGAGAGCUGUUAUGAGUGUUAUAAAAAAUAUUAGAUUGAGUAAAAAAAAUAAAGACACAAUUGUACCAGCAAAACUUGAUGAUAUUGUCAACACAUCAAUACAAAAUAGUCGUAAUAAAAUCAAUAAAAAUAUACAAGAUACUGUACUUCCAAAAGAGCAAUUAAAUUUAUCAACAUCAUCAUCAGCAACGACAUCAUCAUCGUCAUCAUCACAAGUUAAUAUUAGUAGUAAAAAAAAUAUUACAAUUGAUUCAAUGAUGAUUAAUUUAAAAACAAAAAUAUUACAUCAAGAUGAAAAAAAAUUAAUGAAUGAAAUUGUUAAAUUUUGUGUCAGUGAAGAGGGUGGUAAUGUUGAGAAUUUAAGACGUGCUAUGUACUGUCAAAUUCAACGAGUUAAAAUGCGUGAAAAUGGAAUAAAUAUGCUUUGUCAAUUAUUAAACAAAGAAAGCUUAAUAACAUCUGUUAAAUAUUCAUUAUUAAAUGGUUGGCUUGGUUUGACACUUGACUAUCAUGAUUUACAAAAUAACAAAAUAACAGCAACUCAUUCAUUGAGUAAUAUUCAACUGGUAACACCAUAUCAACGUGCUAAAAUAAUAAUUGCAGAAGAAAAAAUAACAUCAUGGGCAAUUAAAUCAUUGAGAAAAUAUAUUAUUCAAGCAGAAUCACCAUACAAAGAGAGUAAAGUUAAAAGUAGUCUAAAUCAGGGUACUUAUACUUGGCUAAGAAAAUUACCAAGAGCUAGAUUUAUCUUGGCAAUACUUGGUAUGUUGACAAAUCAUCAUCAUGCAAAUGAAAUGAGUCUUUUAAUAAAUUCUGGAUUGAUAUCUAGUAUUUUAACAUUGCUACGACAAAUUGGACCAUUUGUUAAUACAACAAGUAACACAACAAAUACAACACCAGUUGCUGGUGAACCAGAAGAUAUUAAACAAGAUGUUACAGCCAUUUAUGAAGAUGUUAUUGAAAAAAGUAGACCACCAGCAGUACAAAUGAGUGGUGCUGAACUUGCUGCACUAAUGAAAAUUGGUACAAAAGUUGUACGUGGAAAUGAUUGGAAAUGGGGUGAACAAGAUGGUACACCACCUGGUAAAGGAAGAGUCAUUGGUGAACUUGGUGAAGAUGGAUGGAUCAGAGUACAGUGGGAUAAUUGUACGACAAAUUCUUAUAGAAUGGGAAAAGAAGGUAAAUAUGAUUUAAAAUUAGCUGAUACACCAACACCACCAGAAAAUGAUUCAGACAUUGAAACACCAAUAAAUUCAAGUAAAAUAAAUCAACAAUUUUCAUGUGAUGUACAUCCAACAACUUAUCUUAAAAAUGCAUCAACAAAUUUAUUAAAAAUUUUACUACUUUCGUGUAAUACAAAUGCUGGUGGAAUACAAAAAUCAGCAGUUACAAUUUUAACAUCAACAAUACGUGGAAUAAUAUCAACAUCAUGUAGAAAUAAUGAUUCAAGUAUACAAACACAAUUAGCAAAAGAAUAUCAUGAAACUUGGGCAACACUUGGUUUAUUAAAAACAAUAUCAAAUUCAUCAAUUAUUUGUCAAGCAUUAAGUACAACAGCUUGGAUUGAUUUUUUAUUAAGUAUUGUUGCUGAUGAAAAAGAAAUUAAUAUUACAAAACAAAUAAUAGCUAUUAGAUUAUUAAAAACAGUUGUCUGUUCAUGGUCUGAAGAUUCACAAAAAAUGAGACAAUUUUUAUUGAAAAUAUUUAAAUUACUUGGUCAAAUAUCAUUGAGUUGUAGUGCUGGUUUAACUGGUGAAUUACAUGCAAAUAAAUGUCGUGUAUCAAUAACAGCAUCACACAGUUCAACACUUGCUGAAGAACUAAUUGGUCUUAUAAGAGAUUUACACAUGUGUACAGAAUGGCAAAUUGAAUUAAAUUCAUUUUUAUCAUCAAAAUUAUCACUUGCUUCAGAUUUACUUAGUGAUGGUCCACUUUUUCAUAUACAAAUGAAUGAAAAUGGUGGCGAACACAGUACCAAUAUUCAACAAAAUGUUAUUGCAACACUUGUUGUUGUUGGUGGUCUUGAUGAACGAUUACGAAUUGGUAAAACAGUAAAAAUUGAUGAUGAAGCUGGUGUUGUUUGUAAAUUUACAAAUAAUUCAAAAUUAAUAUUACAAAUGCAAAAUCAAUCUGGUGCACGUACUAAGGUACCAUUUGCAAAUGUUAAUUGUAUUGAUAAUAAAUUUCAUUUAGAAAGAUUACCAAUGACUGAUCAAUUAUUGGGAGCAUGGACAAAUAUAUUAUUAGGACACAGUAGAAUGAAUUAUCGUCGUCCAGGUGGUAUACCAGUUAUUGCUGGUGUUGUUAAUUCAUCAAUUUUACGUACACAACAAAUACAACUUGCAGCAUUAAAUGCCGGUAAAACAUUAUUAAAUUAUCAAAUGAGAUUACGUCAAGUUUUACUUAGACAAAUUGAAAGAAGUGAUGAUACUGCUGAUGAUACAGAUGAAAAUCAUCAUCCAAAAACACUAUUUCAAGAACUUCUUUCACGAGCAAUUAAACCACAACCAUUAAAGCCAAUAUACAAACCUGAAGAACUUGAAAGAGUUGCACUUGCAAUAUCACAAUAUUUAGCAUCUGAAUUACGUCACAUUCCAAUUCAUCAAAGUGGUGGUUCUGGACCAGUUACACCAAAUUCAGAUUAUUCAAUGGCAUCAAUGACAUCAAGUCAAAAAAGACAUUGUCGUCAAAAUAAUAUUAAUAAAAAUAUAAAUCCAAUAAUUACACAACUCAUUGAAAUGGGUUUUAAUAAAAAAUCAGUUGAAUAUGCUAUUAAAAAUUUAGGUACUGAUGAUAUAACACCAGAAACAGUUGUUGCUUGGUUACUUGAAAAAGCUGAUGCUGUAUUUUCUGAAAUUGAUGAAGUUCCACCAAGUUCAGAUGAUUCAGAUAGUGAUUCAGAAUUUAUAAGUGAUGAUCCUGAAGAUGUUACAUCAAUUCAAGCACCAACAACACCACCAACAACAACAUCAUCAGCAGCAGCAGUUGUACCAGCUGCAUCAUUAUUACAAUCUUCACCACUAGCACCACUAGCACUACCACCACCGCCACCUCCACCACCACCAGUAUAUAUGAAACGAUCAGAUUUUCUCUCAUUUGACGAGUAUGCUAUUUAUGUCAGAGACAAUGUCACUGCAGGUAUGCUUGUUAGAUGCUGCAAAAGUUAUGAAGAAGUUGAGUAUGGUGAUAUUGGUCAAGUUGUUAAAAUUGAUGCAGAAGGUUUACAUGAUUUAAAUGUUCAAGUUGCAUGGCAACAUAAAGACGGUACUUAUUGGGUUAGAUUUAUUCAUAUUGAAUUGUUGGGUCAUCCACCAUCAUUGCCAGGACCACCAGCUUUAAAAGUUGGUGAUAAAGUUAAAGUUAAAGCAUCUGUUGCAAUGCCAAAAUAUAAAUGGGGCUCUGUAAAUCAUGCAAGUAUUGGUAUUAUAACUGGAAUAAUAAAUAAUGAUAAAGAUGUUUCGGUUGAUUUUCCACAACAAACAAAUUGGACUGGUUGUAUUAUGGAAAUGGAAAGAUUACCAUCUUGUCAUCAUGCUGUAUCAUGUAAUUUUUGUAAUUUAUCACCAAUAUCUGGCUCAAGAUUUAAAUGUAAAAUUUGUGAUAAUUAUAAUCUUUGUGAAAAUUGUUUUUAUACAAAACGUGGACAUCGUCAUGGUUUUAAUCGUAUUGCUGAGCCUGGUUCAGCAGCUGUAUAUGCUGGUAAACCAGGUAGAUAUCAUCGACAAGAUAUUACUGAAUCAUCAUUAAUUGAUGACUGGUCAAAAUGCAUAAGAACAUUGAGUGUAUCAUCAAGAGACAGUUGGGCAACAAGACUCGUUGAUAAAUCAGAUAAAUACUGGCAAAGUUGUGGUUCACGUGGUAAACAUUGGAUAAGAUUAGAAAUGUUACCUUGUGUUCUUAUUGAAUCACUAAAAAUUACAGUAAAUCCACAAGACAGUAGCUACAUGCCAUCAGUUAUUUCUGUAAAUGCUGGUAAUUCAUUUAAUAAUUUAAUUGAGCUAGCAACAAUAACUGUUAAAAAUACAGAUGAAAAUGUAACACUAAUACAAAAUAUGCGUGAAUAUUAUCCAUGUAUUGAAAUUGCAAUAAAACAAUGUCGUAAUGGUGGUAUUGAUUGUAAAAUUCAUAGUUUAGAUAUUAUUGGAAAAAAAAAAUUAUUUGAAAAUCAAUUAGCAACGUCAGUGUCAUUUUUAGCAUCUGAUUGGGAAACAGUACAAGAACAAAUGAUAACACAAAGAAAUGGAAAUGCUACUGGUAAUACAACAAAUCAAUAUCAACAUACAGCUGUUUAUGUUUGGGGUCUAAAUGACAAAGAUCAACUUGGUGGUUUAAAAGGUUCUAAAAUUAAAUUACCAGUAUAUAGUGAUGUAUUGACAAGAUUAAAACCACUUCAUAUUGCUGGUGGUAGCAAGACACUAUUUAUUGUAACACAAGAAGGUAAAUUAUAUGCAUGUGGUGAAGGAACAAAUGGACGUCUUGGUCUUGGUGAUAAUAAUAAUGUUUAUGAGCCAAAAUUAAUACCAUUUUUAAGUCAAUAUGUUAUUAAAAAAGUUGCUGUUCAUUCGGGUGGUACAUAUGCUCUUGCAUUGACACAAGACAGUAAAGUAUUUUCAUGGGGUGAGGGUGAAGAUGGUAAGCUUGGACAUGGCAAUAGACUGUCAUUGGAUAAACCACGUUUAAUUGAGGCAUUUAAAUCAAAAAGAAUUCGUGAUAUUGCUUGUGGAUCUAGUCAUUCUGCUGCAAUAUCAAGUAACGGACAAUUGUAUACAUGGGGACUUGGUGAAUAUGGUCGUCUUGGUCAUGGUGAUACUGCAACACAAUUAAAACCAAAGCUAGUUGAGGCAUUGAUUGGCCAAAGAGUCAUACAAGUUGCAUGUGGUAGUAAAGAUGCACAAACACUUGCAUUAACUGAAGAUGGCUCAGUUUAUUCAUGGGGUGAUGGUGAUUUUGGUAAACUUGGAAGAGGUGGAAGUGGAGGAUGUUAUACACCACUUCUUGUUGAUCGAUUAAAUGGACUUGGUGUUGUACGAAUUGAAUGUGGUGCACAAUUUUCAUUGGCAUUAACUAAAUAUGGUGAAGUUUGGACAUGGGGAAAAGGUGAUUAUUAUCGUCUUGGUCAUGGUAAUGAUCAACAUGUUAGAAAACCAACAAUUAUCGAAGGUUUACGAGGUAAAAAAGUAACAGAUGUUGCUGUUGGAGCACUACAUUCAUUGGCUGUAACUGAUACUGGACAAGUAUAUGCCUGGGGUGAUAAUGAUCAUGGUCAACAAGGAAAUGGAACAACAAUUGUCAAUAGAAAACCAUCAUUAGUUCAUGGACUUGAAGAUAUUAAAGUUAAUAGAGUUGCAUGUGGCUCGAGUCACAGUGUUGCUUGGUUAUUGAUUGAUCAACCAAUUACAAAUAAUCAAGAACCAGUUACAUUUACAACAGCUAAAGAUCCACUUGGUCAAGCAUUUCUUGGAUUUAAAGAUACAACUGAUUCAUCAAAUAGUUCAUCUGUUAAUGAUAAAAUAUCACGACCAUCAUUGUCAAGUAUUAUAUUAUCAUUGGAGAGUAAUGUUGCCAAACAACAAGCUCUUCAACAUGUAUUAAAUGCUCUUUAUAUAAUACAAGCAAGAAAAGCAAUAGUUAUGUCAUUAAAAAGUCAUACAUCACUUGAAGAUAAACAAGAUAUUAUUACACCACAAUCAGAAACUCCAACACCAUCAGUCAAUGAGGUUUAUCAAAAUGUCGGUGAAAUUGCACAAGGUGGUGGUGAAGCACCAGCAAGUACAUCAGAAGUUCAACCAAUAGCAAGUCCAAGAGCAACACCAGCACUUGAAGAUUAUCCAUCAGCUACAAUAUUUCCAUCAAUGUCAAGUUCAGCAAGUUUAUCAUCAAAAACAUCUAAAAUGUCAGCAAGUGCAGCAAUGAGUGUUAUUGCUGCAACAUUAACAUCAAAUGCACAAGUUGUUGGUGAAGGAACAGGUAAUGAACCUGGUCUUGAUGAAUUUACAUCACAAUUAACUGAAGAAGACGCAAGAAUGCUUGCUGAUUUAUUAAAAUUAGCUGUUGCCAAUAGAAUUGACGAAGGUGGAAAAGAAACAAUAUCAUCAACUUUAAUUUUAUUAGCAAAAUAUAAUUCAAAAAUUAAAAAUAUGUUAUUAGAAUUAUGUGUUACUGAACUUGAAGAUACAACAACAAAUUCAAAUUGUACAAAUAAUGUACCACAAUCAGUUGUUCAAGAAACACCACAUCCAUAUAUUGACGAUACAACAUUGACAGGACACGUUAAGAUACCAGGUGCUGAAGCAUUACGUAUUGAAUUUGAUCGUCAAUGUUCAACUGAAAGACGUCAUGAUUUAUUGACAAUAAUGGAUAGUGCAAGUAGAGUUGUUGCAAUUAAAUCUGGUCGUGAAUGGAGUGAAUGGGCAACUGAGCUUCGUAUUCAAGGUGAUGAAAUAUUUUGGAGAUUUUCAUCAGAUGGUUCUGUUAAUGGCUGGGGUUGGCGUUUUGCUGUUCAUCCAAUACUAGCAAUACUAUCACCACAUGAACUUGGAUCUGAUCGUGCUGUUUUAUCACAGCCAUCAAUUGCUCUUGCUGAGUGUCUUCUUGACAAUAGUCUCAUUAUUAAUUCAACAGAUAAAAAUAUAAUCAGUCGUCUUGCUUGUACACUUGCACAAUGUAGUCAAUUGUCAGUAUUAUCUGCACAACAAAGAAUUUGGGCAUUACAAAAAUUACAAGUUGUUUAUGCAAAUGGUGCUCAAGGUAUGCGAAAUGAUUGUCAAGCACUUGCUUCAUUACUUGGCUCAUUACCACAAGCAUUAUUACGACAAUAUGAGUAUGAAGAUCCAGCUGUACGUGGUGGUAAACAGCUAAUGCAUAGUGAUUUUUUUAAAGUACUUGUUGCUCUUGCUUGUGAUCUUGAACUAGACUCAAUGCCAUGUUGUUCAGAAAUUCACAAAUGGUCUUGGUUUAAAAGAUAUUGUGUAGCAGCUAGAGUUGCUAAGACACUUAUUAAUAGAACACAAUUACCAAAAUCAUUUUGUACUGAUGUUGCCAAGCGAAUAAAUGAAAUGGUUAUCACAGAAAAUAAUGAAAAUGAUGCAGUAGUAGAAAAUAUUUGUAACAGUAAUACAAGCAGUAGUUGUAGUAUAACAACAACUAUAACAACAAUUGCUAGUAAUAAUAAUUCAAAUAGUACAAGUAUAACUGACAUUGCAAAAGCUCAUGAAAAUCAUAAUUUUUUUAAACGUGAACAUGAUCAACAAUUGUUAAUGUGGUUAAAUCGUAGACCAGAAGAUUGGACAUUAUCUUGGGAUGGUUCAGGUGCAAUUUACGGCUGGGGACAUAAUCAUCGUGGUCAAUUAGGUGGUCUUGAAGGUGCAAAAGUUAAAUUACCAUCACCAUGUGAAAGUUUAUCAGCACUACGACCAAUUCAACUUGCUGGUGGUGAACAAACAUUAUUUGCUGUAACAGCUGAUGGUAAAAUAUAUGCAACUGGUUAUGGUGCUGUUGGUAGACUUGGUAUUGGUGGAGUUGAUUCAGUUAUGGUACCAACUCUCAUUGAAUCAAUUCAACAUGUAUUUAUUAAAAAAAUAGCUGUUAAUUCUGGUGGUAAACAUUGUCUAGCAUUGUCAUCAGAAGGACAUGUUUAUUCUUGGGGUGAAGGGGAUGAUGGUAAACUUGGACAUGGUAAUAGAGUAUCUUAUGAUCGACCAAAACUCAUUGAGACAUUAUUAGGAACUGAUAUUAUUGAUAUUGCUUGUGGUGGACAUCACAGUGCUGCAAUAAGUUGUACUGGUUUAUUAUAUAUUUGGGGAAAAGGUAGAUAUGGUAGACUUGGACAUGGUGAUAGUGAUGAUCAAACAAAACCAAAAAUAGUAACAGCAUUACAAGAUUAUAAAGUUGUAGAUGUUGCUUGUGGUAGUGGUGAUGCACAAACACUUUGUGUCACUGAUGAUGAUAAUGUUUGGAGUUGGGGUGAUGGUGAUUAUGGAAAAUUAGGUCGUGGUGGAAGUGACGGUUGUAAAAUACCAAUGAAAAUUGAAUCACUUGCUGGACUUGGUGUAUUUAAAGUCGAGUGUGGAAGUCAAUUUUCAGUUGCAUUAACAAGAUCAGGUGCUGUUUAUACAUGGGGAAAAGGUGACUAUCAUCGAUUGGGUCAUGGUACAGAUGAUCAUGUACGAAGACCAAGAAAAGUUGCUGCAUUACAGGGUAAAAAAAUUAUAUCAAUUGCAACUGGCUCAUUGCAUUGUGUUGCUUGUUCAGAUAAAGGUGAAGUAUUUACUUGGGGUGAUAAUGAUGAGGGUCAACUUGGUGAUGGAACAACUAGUGCCCUUCAACGACCAAGACUUGUUCAUGCACUUCAAGGUAAAAAAAUAACUAGAGUUGCUUGUGGUAGUGCUCAUACACUUGCAUGGAGUACAACAAAAGCAACACAAAGUCGUUUACCAGCAACAACACCAAUGGAAUAUGACAUUGUCAAAGAUUUACCAUUUUCAGCAUUGCAUAAUCGAUUAGUUUUACUACAUCAUUUUGCUGAAUUACUUUGUCCUUCACUUGUCAUGUUUCCAGUAUCUGGAAAUAUUGGCCUUAAUAAAUUAGCAUCCCUGCUUGUCUACAGUAUUAAAGAAGCAACAUUUAGAAAAGUUGUACAAGCAACAAUGAUUCGUGAUAGACAACAUGGUCCAGUUAUUGAAUUAAAUAGAAUACAAGUUAAACGUGCAAGAAGCAAAGGUGGUCUUGCUGGACCUGAUGGUAUUAAAUCUGUUUUUGGGCAAAUGGUUAGUAAAUUAUCAUUGUUAACACAAGAUGUAUUAUUUUUACCACAUCGUGUAUGGAAAGUAAAAUUUGUUGGUGAAAGUGUUGAUGAUUGUGGAGGUGGUUACAGUGAAAGUAUUGCUGAAAUGUGUGAUGAAUUACAAAAUGGCUCAUUGCCAUUAUUUAUACCAACACCAAAUGGUCGUGAUGAUAAUGGUACAAAUAGAGAUUGCUUUUUAUUAAAUCCAAUGGCUAAAUCAACUUUACACUUGAAUAUGUUUCAAUUUCUUGGUAUUUUAAUGGGUAUUGCCAUAAGAACAGGUAGUCCAUUGAGUUUAAAUUUAGCUGAACCAGUAUGGAAACAACUUGCAGGUAUACCAAUGACACCAGCUGAUUUAACUGAAGUUGAUAGAGAUUAUGUACCUGGUUUACUUUGUAUAAGAGACAUGGAUCCUGAUGAAAAAGUAUUUCAAACACUUGAAAUGCCAUUUUCAACACCAUCAGCUGUUGGACAUGAUGUACCACUGUCAAAUAGAUAUCGUAAAAUAACAUUAGACAAUAGACAUGAGUAUGUUAAGCUUGCAUUGAAUUAUCGUUUGUCUGAAUUUGAUACACAAAUAAAAUCAGUACGUGAGGGUAUGUCAAAAGUAGUACCUGUUCCACUUUUGGCAUUGUUCAGUGGUAGUGAAUUGGAAACAAUGGUUUGUGGAAGUCCUGAUAUUCCUUUGGGUCUUUUAAAAUCAGUUGCCACUUACAAAGGCCUUGAGGCAACUUCUCCACUUGCCCAGUGGUUUUGGGAAGUCAUGGAAGAAUUUUCAAAUCAAGAGAGAUCAUUGUUUCUUCGAUUUGUCUGGGGACGAACACGUUUACCAAGAACAAUUAAUGAUUUUCGUGGAAGAGAUUUUGUUCUACAGGUCAUGGACAAGUACAAUCCACCAGAUCAUUUUUUGCCAGAGAGUUACACUUGUUUUUUCCUACUGAAAAUGCCAAGAUACUCAUGUAAAUCAGUGUUACAACAAAAAUUAAAAUAUGCAAUUCAUUUUUGUAAAAGUAUUGAUACUGAUGAGUAUGCCAGAGUUCAGGCUGCUACUAAUUCUGAUACUGAUGACACUGAUAGCUUGGCUAGUGAAGAGCACACGUCUCUCUAAAUAAAUUAAUUAAAUU
Aphidius gifuensis is the source of this 15173-nucleotide messenger RNA. RefSeq names its product E3 ubiquitin-protein ligase HERC2 (gene HERC2). The record is from RefSeq and is a predicted model, not a curated record. Gene Ontology annotation, biological process: protein ubiquitination. Gene Ontology annotation, molecular function: zinc ion binding; ubiquitin-protein transferase activity. Lineage: Eukaryota; Metazoa; Arthropoda; Insecta; Hymenoptera; Braconidae. The coding region runs from base 440 to 15157 and encodes 4905 amino acids. The transcript has 3 exons.